Plasmodium inui San Antonio 1 is the source of this 1149-nucleotide messenger RNA. RefSeq lists its product as hypothetical. Lineage: Eukaryota; Apicomplexa; Aconoidasida; Haemosporida; Plasmodiidae. The record is from RefSeq and is a predicted model, not a curated record. The transcript has a single exon. Bases 1 to 1149 code for a protein of 382 amino acids.
AUGGAGAACCCGAAACCAGCCUGCUCGAGCUUCAUAAUUAGCUUGCUCUUCUACAUGUGUUACUUCUUCUACUUCGGAUUGUACAGCUUUGAAAUCAUUUUUAUCUUCUCCUCCAAAAUGGACUAUGUUAUGCUCUUCGUCCUGGUAAUCACGACUAUAGUGUCCAUCUCCUUGGCAUCCGCCGGAUUAAUGUACACCUCCUUCUUUCUAGUGAUCGUCAUAUCUUUAGCGGAAAUAUACGAAUAUAAGAACUCCUCCUUUGGGCAUGUAGUGGAUGAUGAGUUUAGCAAACUGUUUUUAAUUGUCCGAUUAUUUGCCACCGUUAAUUUCCUGCUAUUUUACUACCUACACAUAAAUAACCUCAAAAGGGAGAAGCGGAUGAAGUUGGCCAAGUCAAAGUCAAGUGAAAAGAAGACACAAACGCAAACACAGGCACAAACGGGGCAUGAAACAAAUUCAGCGGAAUACAAAAAUGACGAUUUGAGACAUGGCGCCGUAAUACCCGUUGGUGGGAAGUUAAUCAAAGAAGUUGUUACGCCCACGCAGAUGCACACGCACAACCACAAGGACAACCACACGCAAGAUAAUGAUGACCCAUCGAAGAAAACACAAGUGAUAGAAGGCUAUAUAUUAAAACAUGUGACCAUUCCGAUUAUACAAAAGGAUGAGAGGUCUCCUCCUCCUGCAGUGCCCAGUCAACAGAGUAAAGCGUUUGAAGUCCCGCCUCACCAUCUUCCAUACACUCACUACAGCGUCAAAAGUGUAGAAGGUAAUGCACACGGGUUGGGAACUAAUCAGCCACUGAGUGGUGGCACCUUUGUUGAUGACAGCUUGGACGAGACCUACAGAAGGCAGUAUACCUCCGCGUGGGUACUACCCAACAACAACAGCAGCGGCUUAUACGGAAACAACGUUACCUUCGCAGGGACGGAGAGUCCACAUUUGAAUAAAGCCCCCUACGGAAAUGCAACUUCUAACGCUUUCUAUAAUGGCGGCAUGAACGCCUACCCUGCCAAUAGGUUGCCCGAAGAUAAGGAUCCAUACCAUGUUAUUCCUCACCAGAUGGGGGCCUACCAUUUGGGGGGGUUCCCUUCGGGGCCAUACCAAACGGGGCCAUACCAGACAGGGGCUUACCAAGCGGGGGCAUAA